This is a messenger RNA of Penicillium cosmopolitanum, 930 nucleotides long. RefSeq names its product DUF3176 domain-containing protein. The record is from RefSeq and is a predicted model, not a curated record. The transcript has a single exon. NCBI's taxonomy places the organism in Eukaryota, Fungi, Ascomycota, Eurotiomycetes, Eurotiales, Aspergillaceae. Bases 1 to 930 code for a protein of 309 amino acids.
AUGGCAGAGCUUCCGCUAUAUUCGGCGCUGGCGAGCACUCAGAACGAGCCAUCGGAUGACUUGAUCGAUUCCAGCCACCAACCCACUGCAUACUCAGCCUCGGCCGACCGGUCGGACUACAGUCGCACGCCCCAAGAAGAACCUGUAUCCCACGCCAUCGAAGUGGACGACACAGAUAACCCUCAUGAUGAGACACAUGCUGGAAAAUGGAAAAACUAUGAUUGGAAUGGCUCCUGGGUGUGGGAAGUUGGAGCGGCGGCGUUAAGCGUCGCUGGCUUCGCCCUUUUGGUCGGCUUCCUUGUGAAGAUCAGCAACACGCCUUAUGACUCCUGGCGUUAUACUGCGUCGCCAAAUACUGUGGUUUCUAUCCUUUCAACCAUCACCAUAUCAGCUCUACUGGUUCCUGUUUCGUCCUGCCUGGGUCAACUCAAAUGGAAUCAGUAUAUCACCCCAAGUUCGGCUCCACUUUAUCACAUACAAGCUAUCGACCAGGCUAGUCGUGGGCCUUGGGGCGCUUUAGAUGUGCUUUGGAGAGGCAUAAAGGAUCUGAAAAUGAAUGUCUUGAUACUUGCGGGAGCAUUCAUCACAAUCCUGGCCCUAGCUGUGGAUCCAUUUGCGCAGCAAAUUUUGACAUUCUCUUUACGAACCGUUCGCGAUGGAGAUGGGACAGCAUGGAUUCAAACUUCCGGUAGCUAUAUUAUGCCAGAUGACGAGAUGUACCUCGGCAAUUCUUCCGCGUACACCAGCGGGAACUAUCUCUCGUCAUCCCUAUUGUCUUCAAUCUUGAGCGGGCUAGCAGACGACUACCUCUCUCAAACCACACUGCAGCUCGGGCAAUUGUACUUAUCCAAGCUUUGUCACAUUAGGGGUCUGCAGCCAUUGCGAGGAUGUCACCGACCGAACGAUCCAAAGUUGCCAAGCGCAUACUAG